AUGCCACGGCCGUCAACUACCCAUUAUGCCUCGGUUGAGUUGGCCGAGCUUCAGGACUCGAAUGAACUCCCCUCUGAAGAACAGAAUAAUAGAGACGGGAAUUUGAAACCUGUAACAUGUAAGAGACCUGAACGGUCACAGUGGCGCACCGCAUAUCGUCAGGGGUUUGCCCUACUCUCUGUUAUAGCAGUUCUAGUGAUCUUGACAAAAUGCGCUGGCUUCUCGUACUUGGAAAGGGGAAAGCAGAGUGUUGGGCGACAACUGGCAGGACGAGAGGACACAUCAGAUGAGGACCCCGAUGUCGACGCCAUGGUUGAGCUGUGCUUGGGACUGGCAAGUGACUACGGCGAGCCUGCAGGACCUCCUCUAACCCAACCGCAGACGCAGUGGAUGGAGCAACAAUUGUGGCAGGAAGUUUCGGCGAGCCAGCAGGACGCGCAAACAAGCACACAAGGCGAUUCGUUUCCGACAUGGAGUGGACCCGUGCCCUACUCAUCUACGCCCUACCCUCAAGCCCUACAGGAUCCUGGAAUGCAGACGGGCCACACUCAAAUGACUUCUUUGUCGACAUGGGAAGGAUCCUGGCUGUCUUCUAGUUGGAGCGACCCUCAGCCCCACCGAGGAUUUGGUGCGCCUUGGGGCGAUGGCUGGUCCAGUGGUUCCGGCAAUGCGGGUGAGGCGUUUGAGUCUCCAGGCGAGGGGCCGUCCACAUCGGCACCGCGCAUUCUCUUCGGCCUGCAUUCUACCGGAGCUCCGCACACGACUGUUGCUGAAGGAUCUAGCGGCUCUGCCCCUCUUGUGGCUGAUAGCGCAACUCCAUCGCAUCAAGUACCUCAGCCACCCAGUUCUGCAGAUAGUGUCAGUUCUUCUUCGGCUUCUGGCGACGUCUCAGCUUCGUCGGUAUUGAGCCAUAGCCAGGGCACGAGUAGUUCUCCUUACUCAGAACUGCGCCAUCUGGUCAGCAGAAACCCACCGAAGCCCCCUGUGUCUCCUGAGCCCCCGCCUGCAAAAACACGGCGUAGAACACGAAGUACUGGAGGUUUAGGGGUCCCUAAGAAGAAGUCAAUGCCUUCAUCCCAGCAAAGCCCAGCAAACCAGGAGACACGUAAAAUUGUCUCGUCUUUUUGGUUGUCAACCUCGACAUCCCAGGAAGCGCCUUCGGCAGAGUGCAUCCGUGCAACGCACCAAGUAUCGGGAGGGCCGCCUGGCUGUUAUCUAGGCGAGGAUAAACCUAGUGGUAGUCCGAUCGACAGUUCGGCACCAGAAAGCAGCAACGCAACGGGCAGGCCUGGGCACCCCAUCGGGGAACAUCCAUUUUAUCGGACUCCAGUCUUGCAACCAGGUUUUGUUGCAAGGCCGUUUUCUUUGGCGGCUGCUCGUGCCAAGGAUCCUCGUGUAAACAUGAUAGAUUUCACCUUUCGGUUUAUGCGGUCACUAUUCGUGCAGGAUUCGAUUUCCCAAGUGGAUAUAGAAGGCUUGCUGCGCAAGAUGGAAGAUCUCGCCGGCCAUCUGAUCCACUUUCAGACGAAGGUUUUGUUAGGCUUGGCUCCACGAGAUGCUGUUAAAGCGCUGGGGAUCCGUUAUCUGAUAUUGGAUACCCUUUAUGCAGCAAGCACGGCGUUGGGGGAUCCCCGUCCUUGGUGGGAAGAACUCGUGGCCAACGUUCCACACGAGGUGGAGGACUACGAUCCUUUCCGGCGUAAGGCAGAUCAGUAUCAGGUGAAUAUACGUCUCGUGAAAGCACUGAGCGACGCGGUAGCGUUGCUUAAGACGGGCACUCGUCCUGGCAAAAGGCAAACAAUAGAGCUGAAGCGAGAACUGUUUUGCGGAGCGCUGUCACCUCGAUAUUUCAAAACACGCAAUUGGGACCCUUGGAGAAAUGAUUACAGCCUAUAUGGCGACGGUGACGAGUAA
Molecule: messenger RNA, 1914 nt
Organism: Eimeria acervulina
Lineage: Eukaryota; Apicomplexa; Conoidasida; Eucoccidiorida; Eimeriidae
Exons: 1
Coding region: 1-1914 (637 amino acids)
Source: RefSeq, a predicted model, not a curated record